This is a messenger RNA of Suhomyces tanzawaensis NRRL Y-17324, 372 nucleotides long. It is a transcript of the gene RPA12, whose product is annotated as DNA-directed RNA polymerase I core subunit. NCBI's taxonomy places the organism in Eukaryota, Fungi, Ascomycota, Pichiomycetes, Serinales, Debaryomycetaceae. The coding region runs from base 1 to 372 and encodes 123 amino acids. The record is from RefSeq and is a predicted model, not a curated record. Gene Ontology annotation, cellular component: RNA polymerase I complex. Gene Ontology annotation, molecular function: zinc ion binding; DNA-directed RNA polymerase activity; nucleic acid binding. Gene Ontology annotation, biological process: DNA-templated transcription; termination of RNA polymerase I transcription. The transcript has a single exon.
AUGUCCGUUGUUGGCUCGUUAAUCUUCUGUACAUACUGUGGUAACCUCUUGAAUACCACCAGCUCCAAAUCUACUAUACAGUGUGGUUUGUGCACUGCCUCAUAUCCAAAGUCCAAGUUCAGCGACUUGAAGGUGGUGACGACUUCUUCAGACGAUGCAUUCCCUUCCAAGCUUAGAUCAGACCGUUCCGUGGUCAAGACCUCCUUGAAGAAGGACGAGUUGGACGAAGGUGCCACCAUCAAAGAAAAAUGUCCCAAAUGUGGAAACGAAGAAAUGCAAUACCAUACCUUGCAAUUGCGGUCUGCGGAUGAAGGUGCUACCGUGUUCUACACAUGUACGUCCUGUGGAUACCGUUUCAGAACCAAUAACUAG